AUGCCGGGACGUCCUCACCCGCCGCCUUUGCCAGCUUGCGGGUAUGUAGUGCAAGCAACCAAAAAAGGUGGGGUGCCCAUCAAGGUGGAAUCGCGAGCCAAAGGCAAAAAGGUGACAAUCAUUUCCGGUGUGCAGGGUGAUGCGCAGUCGCUUGUGUCCGCUUUGGGUGGUUUGCUGGGCUGCGGCGGCUCCGUGUGCCAUACGGCGGGUCAAACACAAGUACUUGUACAAGGAGACCAGACGGAACGCAUCACCGGAUCUCUCGAGCAACUCGGUUGCUUGCGGGGUCUGGCGAAGACUCCGGCAAAGAAAAAAGCCGAGGUGACAGCUGUACGCGUUUGCGCAUAUGACAAAUUCCUCCGACAAGGAGACGACAGCAAAGGCCUGGCCAGAAUACUGCAAAACGAGGCGCAUGCCCCUCAAUGUCUGCCGGGCGCAGAAUGUUUUCGCUGGCACGGCCCUUGGGUCUAUUGCCGCGGUUGCUGCGAGCAAACCGAUCUUAGUGAUGUUUGGGAGGAGGGUUUAGACGAUGUCAUCGGAUUGGAUGUGCCCCACGGCAGCAGCUAUCUUUUUGUCGCGCCCAUGGUUCGCACAUCGCUGGCCGGGCUGGAUGGAGACCUUCGCAAGUUGGGGAUGUUAGCAGAGGUCGGAGAGGCUGCCCAAACCUGGGGUUUGCGCCCGUCCAAUGCAAGUGAAGCCUGGAAGGGCCUCACGCUAGCCGAAUACAGGCGGAAAGCGGUGGCACCUGGCGCCAGGUUACUGGAGUAUGCGCCGUCGUCCUCUGGCAGGGCUUGUCCCUCUGGCGCGCCGAGCGUGCGUGCACAGCGAGCCGCCCAGAAGCUGCGGCCUGCGAAGGCCGAAAAACCACCGCAGGAGCAAGGACGGUUCGCCUGCCCCACGUGCGGCCACAACUUCAGCCUUCGCUUAACCCUGAAGCAGCACAUGAUGCUCUCUCAUGGGGAGAGAUUAACGGGUCCUGUCCCAAACCUCCUGAAAGUGAAAGACCCGCCAAAUCGGCCACGCGCUCCGGCGACUCCUGUGCGAUUGCAAGCCACUCCAAAGCCAACGACCGCACCCUGUGUUGCUGCCCCAGCAGGCAGAGAUCUGCCGGUGAAAAAUUCAGAUUGCGUAUCUGAUGAAAUCCACGAAGCGGUCAACAAGCAAAGAAUCAUGGAGUUGACGCCGUCCGAGCAAUGUGAGUUGGAGGAACAAGAAUCGCAGACAGAGUGUCCAAUAUGCAAGCAUUUCAUCGCGGGUGAAUCCCUGCAGGAGCACGUGGACAAGUGCUUGUCUGCUCUGCAGGCAGUGGCCAGCUCCUAUGCCUGGACUGAGUGUCCGAUUUGCUUUGAACGAGUUCACCCAGAUCUGCUCCAGUCGCAUGUGGAAAGCUGCCUCUCCAGUGCAGAGGGUGCUUCGGAAACCGACAGCACCGACCAAGAUGCAGAUGCCAACGGCUGGGACACAUGUCCCCUCUGCGAUGAGAAGGUCCACCGGGAUACCAUCUGUGCCCAUGUGGAGAAGUGCAUUGCUGUCUACCAGGCCUCCCAAAGCAGGGACAUACUGGGCGAUGAGUCCCAGGCCGAGGAGGACACAGCCGGCGUGCCAUCCUCCUCAGAGGAGCCGCUGCUGCUGAAAGGCCUGGCAGUCUGCAUGGUGGUGCGCGACUGCGAUGCGCGAGGGGAGCAUCAGCUGCAGAUGUCAGCUGGCGAGGAAUUUGCUUUGGAGUGGGAGCAGCCUGCUGAGGAAGGAGGAUAUUGGGCCUGGGGCUACCGCCUUUUUGCUGGAGAUGAUGGCUACAUUCCGCUGGAGAGUGGCUAUAUUCCCCGCUCGCACACGAAGAUCAAGCUCGGCAGCAAGCAGCCUACCCUUGCAGCUGCAGCUGUGCAGCAGUCGAAGGCCGCUUACGCUGCGGUGGAGAACGCCUCCCCGCUAGACCCUGUGUGGGACUGUGCGGGCCCAGGCUCCGAGGCAGGUGCCCAGGAGGACUUCCAGGAGGAGUCCCCGUCUGCGCCGGCCGCGUUCGACGGUCUCCCGGUGUUCGUCGUGGUGCGCCCCUGGCGCCCGAAAGGGCCACACCAGCUCGAGCUUCGGGAAGGUGACGAGUUUGCCCUGGAGUGGGAGCAGCCAGCCGAGGAUGGAGGCUACUGGGCUUGGGGCUGCCGUGUGCAGCUGAAGGAGGGAUCCUACAGGUAUGGCUCGGCCGGAUACAUGCCUCGGUCCCGCCUGGCGCCAAAGCCGACGCGGGAAGCUGGGCUUUCUGCUGGGGAUGCUGCGGAUGUCCUCUCCGAGGAACUGACGCAGCCCAGCCCAGAGCUACCAGAGCCUGUGGAGGUGGCGCCCGAGCCUGAAGUGAAGCAUCGACGGCGUUGGGGGCGAGCGCAGGCUUCUUAA
Molecule: messenger RNA, 2391 nt
Organism: Symbiodinium natans
Lineage: Eukaryota; Dinophyceae; Suessiales; Symbiodiniaceae
Source: the annotation of a GenBank genome assembly